AUAUAUAUAUUUUUUUUUUUUUUAUUUUGGGUUUUGGGUUGGGUUCGGGUUGAGCCGAGCCCAACCUUAAUAUGUCUGGAUUUUGUGAAUUUAAAGCCCAAAUUUCAAAUUUUUUGGAUUGGGAUUGGGCUGGGCUGGGUUAGCCCGCCCAAGUUGCAGCCCUGGGAUCGUUCGCAUGAUCGAGAGAAGAACCUUACUUGAACAUGCUUUUACUCGGUAACUUAAACACGCUUUAUUAAAAAAUGAAAAUAAAAUAGAACUUAAAUUCCUCACGCGCCCGAACUUCUUAUAAAAUGAAAUCAGAAGAUUGAGGAACCCAAAUACUCUCGAUAUUCAGUUAAUUGGGUUUUUCUGUUAAAAAGAAUAUAGAUUUGGGUUUUUUUUUUUUUUUUUUUUUUUUUUGUUUCUUCCUGUGCAUAAUAAACUUGAGAUUUAGUAAAAUUUGAGCACUUCCUGAUAUUUCUACUACAUUUGAUGGUGUUGGAGUUCAUUGAGGGGGCUGCAUUGGAAGCAGCAUUUGGUGAAUUACUGAAAGCUGUGCUGGAUGUCAAAGGCAAAACCAUCAACUUCAAGUCCAACCUCGACCAACUCGAAUCACGACUCAAUUCACUCCAACCACUUGUACGCCAAAUUGCGAACUUGGACAGAGAACUGGACUUUCGGGGGGAAGAAGCCAAAAUGUUCACCGGUAGGUUGAAAGAGGCUGCGAAGCUGGUCCGCAAGUGCUCUAAAACUGUUUGCUUGAAUUGUUUCAAGAGGUCUUCCUACUCGAAGAAACUCGUCGAAAUGGAAGAUUUGCUUGGGAUAUUCUUUCAGACCAAUGUCCAAGCUCUGGAGACAAUGGAGAGCAGGAAGAUUAUGGUGAAGGUGAAUGAAAUAGAUGUGAAAUUGCGUAGAAUGUCGUCAAGUAUGAAGAAAGGUGGACAGGUUUGUGAUCCGAGUGUGUUUGUAGGUUCGUGUGGAGCUCCGGGGGUUCCCAAUAUUGUUGUUGGACUAGAUGUGCCUCUUCAAGAAUUGAAGAUGAAGUUGCUAAAGGAUGGUGUCCAGGUGGUUGUGCUUUCAGCUCCUGGAGGAUGUGGGAAGACUACAUUGGCAAAAAUGCUCUGCCAUGAUGCCGAAAUUGAAGGAAAAUCUAGGGACAAUAUUUUCUUUGUCACGGUUUCAAAGACACCCAACCUCAAGGCCAUUGUUCGCAACAUGUUUCAACAUAAGAAUUUUCAGGUGCCUGAGUUUCAAAAUGAUGAUGAUGCAAUUGACAAAUUGGGAAACUUGCUGAGCCAGAAUGAAAUAGGAACAAGUCCUAAGUUGUUGGUCCUAGAUGAUGUAUGGUCUGGAUCAGAAUCCCUUAUUCAGAAAUUCAUGUUCCCAAUACCAGAAUACAAAAUAUUGGUUACAUCAAGAUUUGUAUUUCCUAGAUUUGAUUCUACGUAUAAAUUGGAGCGGUUGAAUGAUCAGAAUGCCAUGACUCUUUUUCGUAAUUCAGCAUUUCCUCAAGGUGGGAGCUCCAACAUACCAGAUGAUCUUGUCAACGAGAUAGUGAGAGGCUGUAAAGGAUUCCCACUGGCCCUUACAGUGGUUGGUGGAUCACUCUGUGGACAACCUGAGGUGUUCUGGAGAUGUACAUUGAAGCAAUGGUCUGAAGGACAAUCCAUUUUUGAUUCCAACAGUGAUCUGCUUAUUUCUCUCCAAACUAGCAUAGAUGCCUUGGGUGAAAAAACUAAUGGCAAGGAGUAUUUCCUGGACCUAGGUUCAUUUCCUGAAGAUCAAAGGAUCCCUGCCACCGCUCUUAUCGAUAUUUGGGUGGAACUAUACAACCUAGAUGAAAUCCGUGCUCUUGCCAACAUCUAUGAACUAUCCACCCGAAAUUUGGUUAAUCUUGUUCUUACAAGGAAAGAUGCAAUUGAGGUUGAUGGCAAUGAGCAUUUUGUCACGCAGCAUGAUCUGCUGAGAGAGCUGGCUAUUCACCAGAGCAGCCUAGAGCCUGUAGAACAGAGGAAAAGGUUAAUUAUAGACAUAAGAGGAAAUGACCUUCCCAAUUGGUCGAUUGAACAAAUGCAACAACCCUUCCAUGCCCGUCUCUUGUCCAUCUCUACAGAUGAAACAUUCUCGUCAGGCUGGUACAAUAUCCAACUACCUGAAGUUAAAGUUCUAAUAUUGAAUUUCCGGACAAAGAACUACAGCCUACCUGAAUUCAUCGAGAAAAUGGACCAAUUGAAGGUUCUGAUCAUCACGAAUUAUGGUUUCUGCCCAGCUAAACUGAGCAACUCUCCCCUACUUGAUCCUUUGUCCAGUCUAAAGAGAAUCAGGCUAGAGAAUAUUUCAGUUUCUUUCCUUGGUAAAUCCACUUUACAAUUCACGAAUUUGCAGAAGAUAUCCUUGAUUAUGUGUGAGAUUGGCGACGCCUUUAAAAACUGUACCAUCGAUGUCCCCCAUAUGUUCCCUAAUCUUUUGGAGAUUGAUAUCGACUGUUGCAUUGAUUUAGUUGAAUUGCCUGAGGGGCUUUGUGACCUUCCUUGCCUUAAGAAGCUCAGCAUCACUAAAUGUCAUGAUUUGGAAGCGCUCCCUGAAGGAUUUGGAAGGCUAACAAGUUUGGAAAUGCUGAGGCUUCAUGCCUGUACAAGCCUUUUGGGGCUACCUGAGUCAGUCGGUAGCCUCCAUGAAUUAAGAGUUCUUGAUAUUUCUGACUGUUUAAGCAUGAGUAAAUUGCCAAUGGGGAUCGGUGGGUUGUGUGGUUUGAAAAAGCUCGACAUGAGAGGUUGUGAAUUUCAUAAGUUGACGCCAUCAGUAAAGGAUCUUUGGCAAUUAAAGGAUGUGAUAUGCAACGAAGAAGCUUCUGAUCUCUGGGAACCUUUUAAGACUUAUCUCACCAAUCUGAAGAUAAAUGUGCUUAAUGAAGACAUCAAUUUGAACUGGCUUCCCAAUCUAAACGUCUGAGGAACCGGACCGAAUUCAUAUGACGUCAUGGUGACAUCAUAUAGUGGACUUUAUCACUCCACUCACAUAAAUUGAAGUCGAUAACUACUGAAUUCUGUCCUUAAAUUAUUAUUCAUAAAAAAAAUAAAAUUUGAUGUCUAACGGUAUAUAUAUUUAUUUUCAGUUAUUUUGUUUACCUUAAUGUUGUUACAUAUUUUGUGUUUGUGGGUGUUGCCAUUACAAUCUUCAAUGAACAAGAUGGCAUAGAGUUGGUUUUGAAUAUGCUUGAAGGAAGAGAAUUCCUCGAGCAAUUCUAUCCUGCUCGCUAGAAAUGGUGGUUGAGCCACUCCUCUGUAGGUGGUUCUUGUUUACGGUAUAAAGCUAAUAAAAUAGCAAUAAAGCAUAUUGUCUUGCCUGUUGUCACAUGUUCACAGCCCCCGAUGUUUGGAUUUGGUUGUCUAUGAUGCGGAUAUGUAUGUC
Molecule: messenger RNA, 3393 nt
Organism: Cornus florida
Lineage: Eukaryota; Viridiplantae; Streptophyta; Magnoliopsida; Cornales; Cornaceae
Product: probable disease resistance protein At5g66900
Exons: 5
Coding region: 475-2934 (819 amino acids)
Biological process (GO): defense response to fungus
Molecular function (GO): ADP binding
Source: RefSeq, a predicted model, not a curated record